Molecule: messenger RNA, 1806 nt
Organism: Seriola dumerili (greater amberjack)
Lineage: Eukaryota; Metazoa; Chordata; Actinopteri; Carangiformes; Carangidae
Product: L-seryl-tRNA(Sec) kinase-like
Exons: 6
Coding region: 78-1157 (359 amino acids)
Molecular function (GO): tRNA binding; kinase activity
Source: RefSeq, a predicted model, not a curated record
GUUAACUGCUAUCUGUAACUUUCUAUGGCUGCAAUACUAUGUAAAAAUCUGAGGCUUAAACUGGCUCCCUGGUAGCCAUGGCAGCAGAAGAGAAGGCGGGUGUCGGUCGGGCCCCGGCUUGUCUGUGUGUCCUCUGCGGGCUACCUGCCACAGGGAAGUCCACUCUGGCCCGCACGGUGCUCAGCGCCGCUGCACAGCACGGAUGGAGAGCCACUGUUGUGCCGUACGAUGACCUGAUCCCGGAGCAUGCUUUUCAGACCAGAGCUGUGGAGGACGGAGUCGCACUGCAAGAUGUGCACACUGAAUGGAAGUUACACAGACACGCUGUGCUGCAGUGCAUUGAGCAGUUCAUGAAGAAACCUGAAGUGUUGGCCGAGCUGCCAAGCAAAUGUCAGAUCAACAGGGCUGCGUGGGAACAAUGCAUUCACACUCUGCUGCAGCCUGAAGGUUUGGACCACUCUUGUGCUGACCGGACUCCACUUCUCUUUCUACUGGAUGACAACUUCUACUAUCCAAGCAUGAGAUAUGAAGUGUACCAACUUGCAAGAAAGUUUGCCCCUUUGGUUGAAUUACUCAGUCAGUUGUCUUUGCAGAUUCACUGGGGUUUGGAGUCAUGCAUCAGCAGAAACCAGAGCAGGUCUGAGCCCAUUCCCACUGAGGUGAUAUUAGAGAUGGUGAAGCGCUUGGAGUCUCCAAAUCCACAGAAGAACCCAUGGGAGACAAAAAGCAUUUACCUCAACACUACAGACAAUUUGUCCAAAUGUGACAUCCAGAAGGUAAUGGAGUUGAUCUCCUCUGCACUGAGCAACCCGCUGAGCCCUGUAGAGGACAACACUGAACAAAAGGAAGCCGCCCGUCUGAAAUGUGCCUCUAGUGUGGUCCACCAGGCUGACCAGGCCUGUCGACGCCUGAUCUCUGAGGCCAUGAAGACUGCCAGAGAAAAUCAAGUGUCCUCUGGACACAUGAGGUCUCUGGCGACCCAGCUGAAUGAAUCCAAAGCAACAUUUCUUCACAACCUGCGAAAACAGUUGCUUCAGGAAACGUCGCUCACUCAAGAAGAGGACUUUGAUGUGGAACGUGUGGUGAAAAGAGCAGUGGAUGUUUUCAACCACGAGAAAAAGGAGAUCUUGCUGAGAAUCAUAAAUGACCAUAAAUGACUUUUUUCCACAAAGCAAUAUUUAAUUGCAUCCAGUCAUUAGUGAAUGUGUGUAAUUUGUAUUUAAUUAAAUGUAAAUAAAAUGCUGGUUACCUCAGUUCUUGGAACAUUGUGGCAUCAUUUUAUUUAGAAAGAAAAACUUGAAAGAAAUAUUUUUUAAACACUCAAUAAGCUACUGUGUAGUGGCCAUGUAUGUGGUUUCUGCAAAUAUGGUGUGAAGUGUUGAUCAGAUAACAUCUUGUUUGUCAGGAUACACGUGAUAUGAGUUUAAAUUGAUAAGAGCCCAUUAAUCUCAAAGUUACUAUCUUCUGUCCAAAAUAAGUUAAUCACAUACAAACAACUUAACCAACUGAAUAAGUCUUUACUUUAGACCAAGAUUACAAAUACUCUUAUUAUUAUUUCCACAAAAUCAGAAACUACUACUUAAAAUAAAAAGUAACAUUAUUUCACAUUACAUCAUAACAGGGUUACCCUGGAUCUUUACAGUGCCUCAACAUCAGUUACUACACACUUAAAAUGUGGCUACAUUGAAAUUUGAUUUUGUACUAAAAAUUGAUAUAUACGGUACAACAAAGCUACUCAAGACAGUUUAUAAAUAGUUGUAGAAAAUGGUAUAAAUUAAUUAAAAAAAAAAAAAAAAAAACUUAAAU